Molecule: messenger RNA, 3196 nt
Organism: Dimorphilus gyrociliatus
Lineage: Eukaryota; Metazoa; Annelida; Polychaeta; Dinophilidae
Source: the annotation of a GenBank genome assembly
ACAAGCCUAAACAAAGAUGGCGAACGAAGGAGAAAACUACGCCAAAUUAAAAUAUUUUACUUUUCCGCUCGAGUUUGAUCCAAAAAAUUUUCCAAAUGAUAAAAUUUGUGUUGUAUCGGUACUUGGUAAAAGUAAGAACGGAGUGGUUAACAGUAAAGCAAUGUGUCUUCAGGAAUUACUUAAUCGUUGCAAUGAAGGGUUGACAUCUACACGUCUCGACUCAUCUUUUAAGAGUCAAAUAUCUGCAUUUUUCGAUGAAAAAUCAAAUGUUAUGUAUGUGCAUUUGCACUCUCCAUUGGACGCUGAUAAAUUACAACUGAUACUAAAGGAUAAUAAAGAAAUGUCAGAAAGGUCCUGCGGUAAAAACAUUACUAACAUGGCGCCAUUUCAUCGUAACAAAAGAAAAGCGUCACGUAACAAGCAAGAUUUCAAAUGGGACUUGAAGUUAGAUCCCGAUCUUAUCAAAUGGUUUGGAGCAGAUGAAGAAUUGGAGAAGAUCAAACGGGCGAGAAAAUUGAGCAAAAGUAAACAGAAUAUCGCUAUGAAUCUUCAUCUUCCACUCGGUGUUCAAAAUAGACCAUAUUCAAUGACGAUUGCUUAUUCGGAACUUAAUAAUGUGCUAAUCGAUGGUAAGGAGGUAACUUUGGAAACAUCUAAUAGAGGAAAUAGCAAUGAUAUUGACAGUAUUUACGAUGAAAAUUUGAAACCUUCGAAUAUUCCCAAUGAUGAAACAACUCUAUUUUGUCCGCUUCUAAAAGAGCUAAUGAAAAGUGAAAAGAUUAGCGAAUUAGUGUCAAAGUGUAAGGAGGAUAUAACAAGAUACGAAAGCUUGUUAAUCAGUUUGAAUAAAGAUAUACGAACAUUAGAAUUAGAACUUCGAACAACUAAUAUAACAAAAAUGACAAGUCAAGCGUCGAAACUUUUACAUUUGUCAAAUACUCGUUUGUCAUUUGUUUCAAAACCGUUUGUCAAAAUAUGGGAAAAGGCGGAAUAUGAAUUUUCUAAGGCCGCAUUAUGGUUGUUUUCUAUUAGUCAUAUACUUUUACUUACACAAGCGGCUUCAACGUUUGAUAUGUCUUACGUAAGAACUUUUCGGAUUGUCGACUCUUUAAGGAGAAAAUUGGGGUCAAUAGUAUCAGACGAAUUGAGUUCAAAGGAUAUUAGCAAAGAAUGGGCAAGUUCUGGUAGACUUUGUUCUCCUCGUGUUUUAUUUACAUUCGAAACUUGCAACAUCGACCAAUCGAAUUGGGAUAUAAACAAGGCUAGACACAAAGUUCCACCCUUGACACGACUUCAGCAUAAAAUGGAGGAUUAUAUUUAUGGACUACUUAGAAAAUCUCGAGUUAUAACGGACAUCAGCUCAAACUCUUUAUUCGCUGUGCCUAUCAAUCAAGAAUUCGUUUAUAUUCACGAAUACGGCGUAAAAGAGUCACCGCUUACAAAUCUAUCAAACCGUAGGCAGUCCUCUAGGAAAAAAUCUCAGAAUUCAUUUGCGUCAGAGAUCAGCAGUGAUGAGAAUUGUAUUCACAAGAGUUUAGCGGAUUUCGUAACAGAGCACGUCCACGUAGCUUCAACAACUGGUUUUAAUGAUAAUGCUAGGAAGUAUCAGGGAAAUAGCUACUUUGAACUACCAGAAUGUUCAAAGUGGCUUGAGAUAAGCCAGUUAUUGUACAAUAUUUUUAUCAAUGAAGAGGUAGCCAAUAUGCAUAAAAACUAUUUUGAAAUAGAGAUGAGAAAACCCCUCUCUAUGUUUAGUUCAUUUAGUAAAAAUAAUUGCGAAAGUGCUUAUCCGUCGGCCGUAAAUAUUUAUAAAGAAAAGCUACCCAAAUACUACACAAAGCAAACACAUGAGAGCAAACUAAAUACUGCUAUAGAAUAUAUGAAGAAGACAUGUCGUGGACCGGAACUAAACACUUUCUUACAACGUUUAACUGACGAAUGUACUGGUAUGUGGCAAAAGGAAAGGAGGCUUUGCGAAGCCGUGAGUAUUAGUGGAAGAGCGUGCAAUAAGAAAGCUCAUAGAAGCCCUGCAGAUAAGAUAACGGAAGAAAACAAACAAUGGCCUGUUUCGGAUCAUUCAAACGAUGUUCAUACAAGAGCUUUUUGUAAUUGUGGUAACACUUGUGCUGACAAACCAGAUCCUUUUGAUAUUAAAUUCGCUAACAAGCUAUUUUAUGAUAAUUUGGAGAAGAAUUGCUGUCAGAGUAUGGUUCAUCUUAAUCUACCCGUAUUUCAACCAUCAGUCACAGAGCCAAAAGUUUUUAAGCUAAGUAAGGCUGAUGAAGGUGGGGAACCGCAACAAAAUUUAAGCGAAGUUGAUGCUUCUACAACCUAUAAUCUCGAUUUGUCUCAACCGUCUUUAUCAAGAAUGGAUGAACACUCUGAUUUAGCGGAAAAUCAGAACGCUGAAAGCGAAAAUCAGAACGCUGAAGGCGAAAAUCAAGAAACUGAAUUUUUUAAAGAACCAUCUACCAAAGAGGUUGAAAGGCAACAUUCAACUACGGAAUAUCUCAAUGGAAUGUUACAUACUAAAUCCCCCGGGUCUCUACUUCCAUUGUUUCCGAGCUUUUCUCUAUUAAAAGUUGGUAAUUACUCUUGGUACGAUCCUAAUGUCGGACUUCGGCAAACAGGAUUUAUUCAGAAUUCUUUCCUUUGCUUUUGGGAUGUUAGAAAUCCCAGAGGGGCAGACCAAGCAAAUCGGUCAACCGUUUGGAAAAAUUAUGGAUCUUCCAAUACGCAUGAAGUUAAGCUUUUUUUAGGCAACGAAUAUGAAUGCGCAUUAGGUCAUCGAUUUUUUGCUCAUCACCCGGAAAAGAUAUUCAAAUCGCAAACUCUCAGGAAAGACAACGCUCGAAAAAUAUUAAAUUCUGAUGUUCCUUUAUACUUUCCCUGCCCUUGCAAGACUGAGGAUUCCGGUAAUGUUGCAGUAGCUCAAUUAAUGAGAGUUUGGGUUGCUAUACCAAAAGCUCCCGUGCAUGUCUCAUUAAACCCAAGAAUACGUCCAGGGCCUGAAGAUGGAACACCUACUUUUGUUUUAUCAAGAGACGGUCCAAUUGAUUUAACUCAUGAUGCAGUUUGGGUUCUUAGAUUACCGCAUUUAUAUAGUAGCGACGACGUGAAUUAUUUGUGCUCUUCGUCUACAAUGAAUUCAUGCAGAGUAUUGAAGGGAAUGUUUAAUAUUUCAAGAAUAGCGUAG